UACUUUACAUUUUUCUAAAAGAAAUAAGUAUUGGCAACGGAUGGAAAGUAUAGAUUUGCGGCAGUCACUCCACGUCAGCAUUUGAAAACUCUUGUCAUGACUCAGGCAUGACUUGUACUUGUAGAUCACCCAACUAAGUUCACGUUAAUUAUACCUCAACAUAAAAAAACACACAACACGCACUCAAUUUUGACGUACAUGCUCUCGCCGCCGAUGCAGUUCCGGCGUGUAACCACCGAUACGUUGUCUGGCAGAGAGAUGGAUAACUGGUGGGCUUAAUUUAGUGUGAUUUGCAGAAUUUGAGUCACUUUUGUUAAAUGUGUUAAUGGCUAGUGUUAGAGAAAUUGAUCCAUUACUGAAGGAUUUGAAUGAGAAGAAUCAGAGUUUUCGGCGUAAUGUGGUGUCUCUAGCCACCGAGUUGAAGGAUGUGCGCAGCAGACUUGCUAGUCGGGAACAGUCCUUUGUUCGCGAAACCUUGACUAGACAGGAAGUGGAAACUAAAGCGAAGAAUAUGGAAGAAGAGGUAUGUAGAUUACGAAAGAGCUUGGAUGAGAAAAAUGGACAGCUUCAAGCAACAGCCUCUACUGCCGACAAGUACCUCAAAGACUUGGAUGAAAUCAGAAUACAGCUUGCAAGUACUCAAGAAAGUGCAGAUGCAAGAGCCGUGCUGGCUCAGACUUCGCAGCUCCAAUGUUUGGUUCUUUUGAAGGAAUUGGAUGAGAAAAAUAGCUCCUUAAGGGAGCAUGAAAUUCGGGUUCAUAAAUUGGGAGAGCAAUUAAAUGUUUUGCAAAAGGAUCUUAAAGCAAGGGAAUCCUCACAUACAGAACUGAAAGAUGAGGUAUUAAGAAUGGAACAGGACAUUAUGCAAGCGGUAGCUAAAGCUGGAUCAAGUGGUGAUCGGGAGUUGAGGAGGAUAUUGGAUGAGGUUGCUGCACCAAGGAAUUUUGACAAGAUUAAUAAGCUUUUGAGUGCUAAAGAUGAAGAAAUCUUGAACCUGAAGCGUGAAAUUCAUAUCUUGAAUACUCAUUGGGAGCUAAAAUCAAAGGAAUUAGAGUCACAGUUAGAGAAACACCGGAGAGCUGAUCAGGAAUUGAGGAAAAGGGUUUUAAAGUUGGAAUUUUGCCUCCAGGAAGCUCGUGCACAAACACGAAGACUUCAAAAAAUGGGUGAGCGACGAGAUAAAGCACUAAAAGAGUUGAGAGAUCAGUUGGCAACAAAGCAACAAGCCGAGGUUUCUGGUGUCGAUAAACAAAAUUUUUGGGAAAGCCCUGGAUUCAAGAUUGUAGUUACCAUGUCGAUGUUGAUCUUGGUCUUGUUUUCCAAGCGGUAAAUACUGCUUGUUUUAGAAUACUUGUUAAAAUGCAUUACUCUAUCAGAUAGAAGUCAAUUACUAGGCAACUCAGCAAAGCUGUAGAUAGCUGGCUUAUUAUACCGAUUUAAACAAUGGAGGGAUUAUUUAUAUUAGAUGGCCAACAUAUUAUUGUUUUGUUCCUCUAAAAUAAGAUGCAGGUGCAUCUUGCUGGCAUGUCGCUAUAGAUGUAAGAUUCACUGAUAAGUUUUUAAAAUUUAGUAUAAAUAAAAUAAGUGAGUUUUUUUUU
Daucus carota subsp. sativus is the source of this 1598-nucleotide messenger RNA. RefSeq names its product nuclear envelope-associated protein 2. Bases 326 to 1330 code for a protein of 334 amino acids. The transcript is spliced from 6 exons. The record is from RefSeq and is a predicted model, not a curated record. NCBI's taxonomy places the organism in Eukaryota, Viridiplantae, Streptophyta, Magnoliopsida, Apiales, Apiaceae.